Drosophila ficusphila is the source of this 2245-nucleotide messenger RNA. RefSeq names its product homeobox protein invected. The record is from RefSeq and is a predicted model, not a curated record. The transcript has 4 exons. Bases 243 to 1982 code for a protein of 579 amino acids. Lineage: Eukaryota; Metazoa; Arthropoda; Insecta; Diptera; Drosophilidae. Gene Ontology annotation, cellular component: nucleus. Gene Ontology annotation, biological process: neuron differentiation; multicellular organism development; regulation of transcription by RNA polymerase II. Gene Ontology annotation, molecular function: RNA polymerase II cis-regulatory region sequence-specific DNA binding; DNA-binding transcription factor activity, RNA polymerase II-specific.
UUGGUCGGCGGUUCGAACCAGCGCACGUUACGUUUUUAACGGGCGAGCGGAUUAACGGUCGGAAUCGAUAAAAUCGCUGGUUUAUUAGUUGUCAAUCGGAAUCAAAAUCGCGUUGUCUUGGCUAUCGAAGUGAUACAUUUGGCUUGUGGUUGAUGUUUUUAACGAUUUCGGCCUGCCCUGAAAUGCCGUCGGCUUUUGGCCCCUGUGAACUUUUAAGCUGAAGACCCAGAGCCCCAAAACUGAUGUCCACUUUGGCCAGCAGUCGACCGCCCCCGCUCAAGCUGAUUAUUUCCUCCUUGGAGGAGGCAGAGGAACGCCAGGUGGAGGAGGAGAGAAGAGCGGGAGGAGGAGGUGGCCAAGAAGUGGGUGAAAUGCAUCCGGAUUGCUUACCCCUGCCCUUGGCUCAGUCGGGGAACUCCCCGCAAGUCCAGCAGGAGGAGGAGGAGGAGCCGACGGAGUGCGAGGAGCAACUGAACAUAGAGGAUGAGGAGGAGACGGAGGAGGAUCAGCGGGAAAUGGAUUUGGAUCUGGAGGAUCCGGCCAGCUGUUGCAGUGAGUCGAGUGUUUUGAGCGUCGGUCAGGAGCAGUCCCAAGCUGCCCAGGCGGCAUUAUCUGCUCAAGCUCAGGCCCGGCAGAGGCUUUUGAUAAGCCAAAUCUACCGACCGUCGGCUUUCAGCAGCACCACCACUGUUCUACCGCCCGGCGAAGCAACGCCCGAGGAGCUCCUGAACUUACCGCCCUCCACGGGAUCCUUCCAGGAGGAGUUCCUGCGGAAGUCGCAGCUCUACGCCGAGGAGCUGAUGAAGCAGCAGAUGCAUUUGAUGGCCGCCGCCCGAGUAAAUGCCCUCACAGCGGCGGCAGCGGGAAAGCAGCUGCAAAUGGCCAUGGCAGCUGCGGCGGCGGCCACAGUGCCCAGCGGUCAGGAUGCACUGGCUCAGCUGACGGCCACCGCUCUGGGAUUGGGUCCCGGUGGAGCGGUACAUCCCCACCAGCAACUGCUGCUGCAAAGGGACCAGGCCCACCAUCAUCAUAUGCAAAAUCACCUCAACAACAAUGAAAAUCUGCACGAGAGAGCCCUCAAAUUCAGCAUAGACAACAUCCUUAAGGCGGAUUUUGGAUCCAGGUUGCCCAAAAUCGGAGGAUUAAGUGGCCAUAUAGGCGGUGGCAGUGUGAGUGGUGGCAGUACAGGCAGUGGUAAAACAGCUGCAACUACCAAUGGCAACAGAUCUCCCCUCAAGGUGCCCAAGAAAUCAGGAAAACCCUUGAACUUAGCUCAAAGCAACGCCGCUGCCAACUCCAGUUUGAGUUUCUCCAGCUCGCUGGCGAACAUUUGCAGCAAUAGCAAUGAUUCCAACAGCACCGCCACCAGCAGCAGCACCACCAACACCACUGUGGCGCCAGUGGACCUGGUCAAGUCGCCACCACCCGCAGGAGGAGCAGUAACCACGGGAGGAGCGGCCAGCAAGUCCGGCGAGGAAUCAGGCACUCCCAUCGUUUGGCCAGCGUGGGUCUACUGCACCCGCUAUAGUGAUCGUCCCAGUUCUGGUCGAAGUCCACGGGCGCGAAAACCCAAGAAGCCGGCGACGUCCAGUUCAGCGGCGGGCGGAGGGGGCGGGGGCGUCGAGAAGGGGGACUCCACGGACGGGGGCGGGGUGCCCGAGGACAAGAGGCCGCGAACGGCCUUCAGCGGGACACAGCUGGCCAGACUGAAGCACGAGUUCAAUGAGAAUCGAUAUCUGACGGAGAAGCGCCGCCAGCAACUGAGCGGCGAGUUGGGUCUGAAUGAGGCCCAAAUCAAGAUCUGGUUCCAGAACAAGAGGGCCAAGCUGAAAAAGUCGAGCGGGACCAAGAAUCCACUGGCGCUGCAGCUGAUGGCCCAGGGAUUGUACAACCACUCCACGAUACCGCUGACCCGCGAAGAAGAAGAGCUGCAGGAGCUGCAGGAGGCGGCCAGUGCCGCUGCCUCGAAGGAAUCCUGCUAGAGGAAGGGGUCACUAGCAAUAUCUACGAUCUAGUAUUUAUGGAGUAGCGUGUAAGAGUAGGUUAAGCAAUCCUUAACGAUUAAGUUGUACAAUAUUCUAGUCCAGCGCACACGCAACUGAAAAGCAGAAUCGGAAACCGAAUAUAGUAAGUCUCCCGAAGAAUUCCACCCGAAGAAAGCCCGAGAAGAAGCGGUUGCGUGAGCGCUUUGUAUAAUAGAUUCAUAAAUUCACAACUAAAUAAUUUAAUAAACAUUUAAAUUAUA